UGCGAGGGGCCGCGCUGACUGCUGACGGGCGUCAGCGGCGGUAGGGGCAGUGUGGCGCUGACGGAAGAAGGAGCGAGAGCCUGGCGGAGGGGCAGAUCUCGCGAGAGCGGCUGGCUGCUGCUGGUGGCUGCGGAGGGGGUUGGAUCGGCGGCAGCAGCAGGAGCAGUAGCGGCGGCGGGAGGCGGCGGAGGCGGCGGCGGCCGGGGGGCGCAGGCAGGCGGGCGUCGGGCGGCCCGGCAGCAUCAUGGCGGACAGAGACAGCGGCAGCGAGCAGGGUGGCGGCGGCGGGGCGCCGGGCCCGGGCGGCGGCGGCGGGCCCGGCAGCAGCGGUGGUGUGGGCCUCCAGCACGAGACGCAGGAGCUGGCCUCUAAGCGAGUGGACAUCCAGAAUAAGCGUUUCUACUUGGACGUGAAGCAGAACGCCAAGGGCCGCUUCCUGAAGAUCGCGGAGGUGGGCGCAGGAGGCAGCAAGAGCCGGCUGACGCUCUCCAUGUCGGUGGCGGUGGAGUUCCGCGACUACCUGGGCGACUUCAUCGAGCACUACGCGCAGCUGGGCCCCAGCCAGCCCCCGGAACUGGCGCAGGCCGCGGAUGAGCCCCGGCGGGCCUUGAAGAGCGAAUUUCUGGUGCGCGAGAACCGCAAGUACUACAUGGAUCUGAAGGAGAACCAGCGCGGGCGGUUCCUGCGCAUCCGGCAGACGGUCAACCGCGGCCCGGGCCUGGGCUCCACGCAGGGCCAGACCAUCGCCUUGCCAGCCCAAGGGCUGAUCGAGUUCCGCGACGCCCUGGCCAAGCUCAUCGACGACUACGGUGUGGAGGAGGAGCCGGCCGAGCUGCCCGAGGGCACCUCCUUGACGGUGGACAACAAGCGAUUCUUCUUCGACGUGGGCUCCAACAAGUACGGCGUCUUUAUGCGGGUAAGCGAGGUCAAGCCCACCUACCGCAACUCCAUCACCGUCCCUUACAAGGUGUGGGCCAAGUUCGGGCACACCUUUUGCAAAUACUCGGACGAGAUGAAGAAGAUCCAAGAGAAGCAGAGGGACAAACGGGCAGCCGCCGCCGCCGCCGCCGCCUCCUCCUCCUCUUCGGGGGGAGCAGAGCAGCAGCCUGAGACCGAGAGCAGCAGCAGCACCGCUGCCACCACCGGCCCGCCAGGAGCCUUGCUGCAGGCCGAGGAGCCAGAGGAGGAUUGAUCUCCAUCCCUCCUUCACUCCCUCCUCCCCAAUACCCUCCUCCCCACUUGGCUGCCUCCUCCCUGCCCUGCUGCACAGAGACACUCGUAAUAAUAAUGACAACAACACACAGAGAAAGAGACGUUGUACUGUAAGCGAGAGAAAGAGAGAGAGAACCGACAUCCACACCCUGAAAAUAAUACAUACAGUUAAAUAUACCUGUUGUUCUAACUCCAAGGGGAGCACUACCACCCACUCACCACCAAAACUGACAGCCGAGCAAGCAACUUCUUUCUCUCCACCCCAUCGCUGGAUUGUUCCUUCCACUCUUGCCCAUCGUAUAAAACAGUAAGCAGCUGCUAAAAACAAAACAAAAAACAAAAAUUACAAAAAAAGUAAUAACAUUAUAUAUGAUGAACUGUGUUUCCUACUUGAUUAAAAAUAUAAAGAACUGAGUGUUUAUUUCCCUAAUUAACCAAGAACUUUUGUACACGUUUAAGCUAUUAUUAUUAUUAUUAAAAAAGUGUUUGCAAAAAUGGUCAAGAUUAAAAUAUUGCUGAAUUAUAUUAAAAAGAGAAAAUGUCCUUUUCAUGUUGAGCUAACAUUUGACUUUAGCACAAAAAGAGAUAUUUUAGAACACGUAAAAUAAUAUUUUUAGUUUUUCUUCUCAUUUUGUUACCAAAUUUCAAAACCUUACAUGGAGGUUAUUAUAGUAUAUUUGACACCCUAUAUACCUGUGAUUAGAGAUGUGUAUAUAUAUAUGAGGGCUAGGCAUGCUGUGUGUCUGAGCUUUGUCUAAAUGUUAUGCAGAAGUCUGUAGAGUUAAAAGGUACGUAGGUUUAAUUCAUGCAAGGUAAACAAUAAGUGCUCUCUUUUAUACAAUAUGCAUUGCAUCUGGACCUUAAACAUAUAAAAUGGUCAGUGAAACUUCUGUGAACAUGAAGAAAAAUUAUUAAAAAGGCAUUUAAAUGAAAUUUGCUAACUUGUGAUUUUUAUGGUUUGAACCAAAGUUAUUCAAAUAGUAAAAAAGAGAGAGAGAUUAUCUCCCAUAUUUUUCUGCACCUGUUUGGUUUACAACUAAGUAGGUAUAUUGUCAUUACUGUGUAUAUGAGAUGUACUUGUAUUGUUCAUAAUAUAUUUUUUUUAUGAUGUGUACUUAAAGUACUUUACGUGCAGCGAUUCCCAGUAAACCUGUUUUUGAAUAACAGGUGGUGAAGGGGUUUUUGUGUGUGUGUGGCCACUAGCACUAUCCCCUUAACUUUUGUGCUAGUGCUAACUUGAUUUAUAUAGGCCUGUAAUAGAAGUCAAUGCAACAUGAUUAUAGAGUAAUCCUACUGAGCCAUGGAUUUUGAGUUUCCUUUAAAAGUGAAAGCCAAGUUGGUGUGCUGUAAAAGAAAUUUUCAUGUAGCUGCGGUGCUAGUUAUUACUGGCUACAUACUUUAUACAUGUAGUAGUGACCCCCCAAGUGUGCAAACCUUCAGUUAAAAGUAUGUACUUUGUGUGAUUAUAUCAAAACUGUAGGGUAUGAAAACAGUCUGUGAGAACGCUAAUCUGUCAAGUAGUGUUCUCCAAAUUGCGAUUAUUUUACAGGAUUUUCUUUAAAAAUGUUUGUGUGCUUAUAAUUGACUAACUUCUUGCUGCUGUAUAGUAAAAUAUUAAUAUAUUUUUAUCAUUAAACUGCUGCAUGACUAUCAUCAUUGCAAGUGAAAAGAGUAUGUUAUAAAUGAUGCCUUAAAACAAUAGAAAAAGUAGCUGGAAUUCUGUAGGAAAAGUUGACAAAAUAAGAAUCUGUUUGAUUCUUGAGUUCUGGAGUGUACUCAUUUUCCUAACACCCUAACAAAUUUAACAAUUUAGAUUUAACUGCUGUAUGUAGAGGAUGCCACCUGUGGGAACAGAGAAUUUCUGUGCUUCUCAUUGAUUGUAAGAGGUUGGGCCUAGGAAAGACAAAGAGAUUGUUCAAAGGAAAUGUAUUUUCUGUUUUCAUUAAAAUAUAAUUCCUUUCUUGGAGAUGUAUUGUAAGUGUCAAUAUAAAAAUCUGUUUCCAUUGUGUCAUCCAUUUCCAGUUAAACAAGUUUGCUACUGGUGUCCAUAUAGCACCAAAUGUGCAAUAAUGCUAUAGUUUAGGAAUUUCUGUUUUGAGAAUCACUAGAAUUUAUUACAUAACUUUUUAAGGUGCACUUUUCCAUAUAGCAAAAAUAAGCUUCCAUAUCUCAUAAUGUGAUAACUGACUGGUUUUAGACUGCAUGUAAAUGUUGACUGGCAAACCUGCUUUGUUUUAAUUGGAGAGUUUGAGCAGUUUCAUACUGCAUUUGAAUGGUGAUGUGGAAAAAACUGCAUUCUCCAUGCUACAGGUAGUUAGGGAAGUUUAAAUUGCUUUGAUUCUGCUAUUUGGUUGUUUUGGUUCUACUUUAUAGUUUUAAAAGUUGCAAUACUGCAGAUUGCCAGAUUUUUUUUAGCAAUAACUUGUGUAGAUCAGUGGGCAGCAAAGUGUCUUUUUAAAGAGCAAAAUCCCUACAGUAGGGCCCCACUUUACGGCGUUCAGCUUUACAGCGUUCCGUUGAUGCGGCGACUUUCAAUCGGGAAAUUCCCCGUUUUAAAGCCAAUUUUGCCAUUUUGCGGCAUUUUUGCACAACGCAACCCAUUAAAGUCAAUGGGUUCCACUUUACGGCGAUUUCUGCUUUAUAGCGGGGGCCUGGUCCCUAACCCGCCAUAUAAGCGGGGCCCUACUAUAUUCAGUUUUGGGCUAGAAUCCAACACUAGUCUUUAAAGAAGCUGAAAGUGGUUUGUGUUAUGAUACAAACAUACAUUUCAUUUUGUCCCACUAUUGCCUCUGAUCAAACAGCUAAGUUUUGCAGGUUUAUAAAGCAAAACAAAGGACCUCUAAUCAGAGGCAAAGGUGGAAUGAGUACAUACUACAAGAAAGCAGUCACUCUUUCAAACCACUUUAGACUCCCUGAAAAUCUGUUGUCUGACUCUAGCCAACAACUUAGAUUGGUUUAGUCAUUGAAAUCAAUAGAAUCAGCAUUUUCCCUUUUCUGAGAAUCAAAAUUCAUGAAAAGAAACUGUACUUGACCCACACAUCUGAGAACUAUCAUUGAUCCGAGUGGGCCAAGCUGAUGUGUGGGUUGUGCUGUUCUCAUAUACAGUAGGGCCCCGCUUUACAGCACUUCGCUAAUGCAGCAGUGUCAAUUAGACGCAAUUAGACUAAAGCCCCACUCAUAUGGCACUUGUUCCGCUUUUACAGCGGUUUUCGGCCGUCGCACACCAUUCUAUUCAAUUUCCGCUUUUCAGCGGGGGUCCGGAACGUAACCCACCGUAUGAAUGGGGCCCUACUGUAGUUCCAUCUUACCACAGCUUUAGCAACAUUUUGUGUCCUGAGUCUGAACGUUUUGAGUUAUAUAAGCACUGUAGAUAUUCUAGGACUUGAUCAAUAGUAAUAACAAGAUGUUACAUUGAUUAUAAAUGACUUUGUUAUGAGUCUCACUUUUUUUCCAGUUGAGGUGCUCAGUUUUUUACCAAGGUUGUACAGCUCACUGUUUAAAAUGAACAACAGUGGGAGAACCUUGUUUUAAGGCCAGGAGAAGAAAAGAAACGGUAUAUUUGACCAUAUUUGGUGUUCUAAAAACAGUAUGCUCAAAUGUGCCAAGCAAUCCACCUUGGGAAAACAUGCCUUAUUUUCUUCAAUAUGUUUUCAGUGUCGUGUAGGGAAGAUCCAAGAUCAUAAUGCUACUUUAUAUGAAGUGCAAGAAAACUUGAAAUCUACUGCAAUACAAGCAUAGUCUUUUUUGUUUUCCUUUUUAAGCUAAAGGGACACUGUCAAGUAACUUUAACAUUUAAAAUAUGACCUCCCUUUCGGGUGAUUACAGCAUGGCAAAUAAUGUCCUUAUUUUGAGUCCACUUGUUUUUUUUAAUUGCUCUGUCUGAGAAAUUAAAUAAACACGUUAAAAAUUA
Messenger RNA from Rhineura floridana, 5122 nucleotides. It is a transcript of the gene PURA, whose product is annotated as purine rich element binding protein A. Lineage: Eukaryota; Metazoa; Chordata; Lepidosauria; Squamata; Rhineuridae. The transcript is spliced from 2 exons. The record is from RefSeq and is a predicted model, not a curated record. The coding region runs from base 245 to 1192 and encodes 315 amino acids. Gene Ontology annotation, cellular component: nucleus. Gene Ontology annotation, biological process: regulation of transcription by RNA polymerase II. Gene Ontology annotation, molecular function: DNA-binding transcription factor activity, RNA polymerase II-specific; purine-rich negative regulatory element binding; RNA polymerase II transcription regulatory region sequence-specific DNA binding.